Molecule: messenger RNA, 3286 nt
Organism: Columba livia (rock pigeon)
Lineage: Eukaryota; Metazoa; Chordata; Aves; Columbiformes; Columbidae
Gene: DPYSL5
Product: dihydropyrimidinase like 5
Exons: 13
Coding region: 182-1876 (564 amino acids)
Cellular component (GO): cytoplasm
Molecular function (GO): hydrolase activity, acting on carbon-nitrogen (but not peptide) bonds
Source: RefSeq, a predicted model, not a curated record
GCGCAGGUUUGGGUGAGAGGCGAUCGCGGACGGGAGCGCGGCGGGCGCAGCCGGAGCGGGAGCGCAGCGGGAGGUACCGGCGGGAACGGGCUGGGUUGGGCUGUUACCGCACGUUCCCGCACUGGCGGGACUUGGUUUGUCGCGGCCGUAUCGCGACGGGCGAGACGAUUGCGACAGCACCAUGCUGGCCAACGCGGCCACCAUGCGGAUCCUCAUCAAGGGGGGGAAGGUGGUGAACGAUGACUGCACGCUGGAGGCCGACGUCUACAUCGAGAACGGCAUCAUCCAGCAAGUGGGCCGUGAGCUCAUGAUCCCCGGCGGGGCCAAGGUCAUCGACGCCACCGGCAAGCUCGUCAUCCCCGGUGGCAUCGACACCAGCACCCACUUCCACCAGACCUUCAUGAACGCCACCUGCGUGGAUGACUUCUACCACGGCACCAAGGCAGCUCUGGUGGGAGGGACGACGAUGAUCAUCGGCCACGUCCUGCCCGACAAGGAGACCUCGCUGCUGGACGCCUACGAGAAGUGCCGCAGCCUGGCCGACCCCAAGGUCUGCUGCGACUACGCCCUGCACAUGGGCAUCACUUGGUGGGCGCCCAAGGUGAAGGCGGAGAUGGAGACGCUGGUGCGGGAGAAGGGGGUGAACUCCUUUCAGAUGUUCAUGACCUACAAGGACCUGUACAUGCUGCGGGACAGCGAGCUCUACCAGGUCUUCAGGGCCUGCCGCGACAUCGGGGCCAUCGCCCGCGUCCACGCCGAGAACGGCGAGCUGGUGGCCGAGGGAGCGAAGGAGGCGCUGGAUCUGGGCAUCACGGGGCCGGAGGGCAUCGAGAUCAGCCGGCCUGAAGAGCUGGAGGCUGAGGCCACGCACCGUGUCAUCACCAUCGCCAACAGGACCCACUGCCCCGUCUACCUGGUGAACGUCUCCAGCAUGUCUGCGGGGGACGUCAUCGCCGCUGCCAAGAUGCAAGGGAAGGUGGUGUACGCGGAGACGACCACGGCGCACGCCACGCUCACCGGGCUGCACUACUACCACCAGGACUGGUUCCACGCCGCCGCCUACGUCACCGUGCCGCCGCUGCGCCUGGACACCAACACCUCCGCCUACCUCAUGAGCCUGCUCGCCAACGACACACUGAACAUCGUGGCCUCUGACCACCGGCCCUUCAGCACCAAGCAGAAGGCCAUGGGCAAGGAGGACUUUACCAAGAUCCCCCACGGCGUGAGCGGGGUGCAGGACCGCAUGAACAUCAUCUGGGAGCGAGGCGUGGUUGGGGGCAAGAUGGAUGAGAACCGCUUCGUGGCCGUGACCAGCUCCAACGCCGCCAAGAUCCACAACCUGUACCCCCGCAAGGGCCGGAUCAUCCCCGGGGCCGACGCCGACGUCGUGGUCUGGGACCCCGAGGCCACCAAGACCAUCUCAGCCAGCACCCAGGUGCAGGGCGGGGACAUCAACCUGUACGAGAACAUGCGGUGCCACGGGGUGCCCCUGGUCACCAUCAGCCGCGGGCGAGUGGUCUAUGAGAACGGCGUCUUCAUGUGCGCCGAGGGCACCGGCAAGUUCUGCCCCCUCCGCUCCUUCCCAGACUCCGUCUACAAGAAGCUGGUGCAGCGGGAGAAGAGUUUGAAGCUGCGGGGUGUGGAUCGCACCCCGUACCUGGGGGACGUGGCCGUGGUUGUGCAUGCCGGGAAAAAAGAGACGGGGACGCCCCUGGCUGAUACGCCCACCCGCCCCGCCACGCGACACGGGGGCAUGAGGGACCUCCACGAGUCCAGCUUCAGCCUGUCCGGUUCUCAGAUCGAUGACCACGUUCCAAAGCGAGCUUCGGCCCGGAUUCUCGCUCCCCCCGGAGGCCGGUCGAGUGGCAUUUGGUAGAGCUGGGGACCUGUCUCCCAACUGAGGACCAGGCGCUGGCCCCACGCUGCUCCCCCCGGGACCCCGGCUCUGGGGGGGCUCCCCUGGCACCGGGGGGCCCUGCCCAUCCCCGGCCUGCCCGCGGGGCCGUGCCGGCAGCGUCCGGCGGCAGCCACGAGCGGGGGCCAGGACCGCGGCCUGGCCGGCGGGAGGGGACGGGGCAGCGGGGGGGCCUGCCCCGGCCCUUUUCUGUUUGCACGUUGGGUUUGGAUCAGUGAAUUUUUGACUUGUUUGUGCAUCACGUGGAAAUACUCUGAAGUGGUUUGUGUCACUAGCGUUAGGGGAGAAGCAGGGACCCCCACCCCCUUCUGCCCUUCCCACCCCCGGGCUGCCCCCCCAUCCCUGCACCCCUGCUGGCCCCCACCCCUUCACCCACCCCGGCCCCAGCCCCACGCGGGACGUGUGAGCCCGUCCCACACCCCGGCAGUGAGCGGCGUUACGGCACCUACACACCCGCACCAGCAUGGUGCCACAGCUGCCGUGUGUGCACACACAGGCGCAACCCUGUGUGCAAAGUGCCAGCACAUGCAUGCACACACAUGUGCAACCCUCCGUGCAAAGCGCCAGCACACACGUGCAUCCCUCUGUGCAAAGUGCUGGCACAUGCAUGCAUACACAUAUGCAAUGCUCUGUGCAAAGUCUCGGCACACGUGUGCACACACACGUGCAACCCUCUGUGCAAAGCGCCAGCACACACGUGCAUCCCUCUGUGCAAAGCACCGGCACACGCGUGCACACGCAUGCAUCUCUCUGUCCAACGUGUUGGCACAUGCCUGCACACACAUGUGCAACGCUCUGUGCAAUUUAUCGGCACACACGUGUGCAUUCCUCCGUGCAGAGUGCCGGCAGGCCCCUCACCGCUGCAUGUGCGUGCGCACACGUGUCACACGGUGCGCGGGCUCAGCAAGGCGCUCGCAGCGCACACGGAGCUCCGCAGCAGGUGUCUGCGCACACGUCCUCCUCCCUCCGUGCACCACGGCCGCCCUGUCGCGCGUCGUGCCGGGGGCUGCCGCGGACCCCGGGGGUGCCAGGGCUGCUCCCAAGCACGGGUGGUGGGGGCCGGUGGGUUGUGGGUCCCGGUGCAUGUGGCCCCGGUGGAGCAGGGUCCCCGUAUCCCCGGGGCCAUGCACUGGUGCUAUCCGGCGGGCGCCCCGGCCCCGCUCCCCCUCCCCAGCUGUCCCCGGGGUGGUGUCAGAUGUGAGUUGUUCCUUGUGCACUUUUCCCCUAGAUGGUCCCUGUAGGUGUGCGGGGGGGCCGGGUGGGCGCAGCCCCGGGCCGGGGGUCCUGCCCGCUCCCGGGUAGUUGCGUAUUGGCCGUUUUAGGAACCUGCAGUACGUUUCUGUUUGCUCAUUAAAGACAGUUCUCACAGCG